Messenger RNA from Bacillus rossius redtenbacheri, 1185 nucleotides. It is a transcript of the gene Nubpl, whose product is annotated as iron-sulfur cluster transfer protein NUBPL. Gene Ontology annotation, cellular component: mitochondrion. The record is from RefSeq and is a predicted model, not a curated record. Gene Ontology annotation, molecular function: 4 iron, 4 sulfur cluster binding; ATP binding; ATP-dependent FeS chaperone activity. NCBI's taxonomy places the organism in Eukaryota, Metazoa, Arthropoda, Insecta, Phasmatodea, Bacillidae. Gene Ontology annotation, biological process: iron-sulfur cluster assembly; mitochondrial respiratory chain complex I assembly. The transcript has 8 exons. Bases 34 to 981 code for a protein of 315 amino acids.
AUUCCUUGUGCGAAUUUCUUUUAUUAUUGUAAGAUGCUUCGUUUAAAUUUUAAAAUAUUUACAGCUACCAUACAUUUUCAUUCAGCAAGAGCAGUCCACAGUAAGAUCAGUAGCUCACGUAUUGAGGAGCAUCAGGCAGAAAUCAUGCGAAAAGGUCUUCCUCGUAAGAAACCCAUUCCUGGCGUGAAACAUAUAGUUGUGGUCGCCUCAGGAAAAGGAGGUGUUGGAAAGUCCACGACAGCAGUGAACCUUGCUGUAGCCUUAAAGGAAGUGAAUCCUGAUAAAGAAGUUGGUCUUCUAGAUACAGAUGUUUUUGGGCCUUCUGUUCCGCUGAUGAUGAAUCUGAAUGAGACACCACUCCUAACUGAAGAUAACUUGAUGGUACCACUAGUCAAUUAUAAUAUCAAAUGCCAUGUUGGCAACCCCGUGUGCAGCAUGUCCAUGGGUUUCCUGAUCGACGAGGCCUCUCCGGUGGUGUGGCGGGGGCUCAUGGUGAUGUCCGCCCUCAGCAAGCUGCUCUACCAAGUGUCGUGGGGGGCCGUCGACUACUUGGUGGUGGACACCCCUCCGGGGACUGGCGACACCCAGCUGUCCCUCGUGCAGAACCUGCCCCUGUCAGGUGCCGUGCUGGUGACGACACCGCAGGCAGCAGCCCUGCAAGUGACGCGCAGAGGCGCGGCCUUGUUCCGCAAGCUGGGGGUUCCUGUCCUGGGCGUGGUGGGGAACAUGAGCUGUGUGGCGUGCCCCAAAUGCAGUCACACUUCUCAGCUGUUCGGGUCUGGGACGCAGCAGCUAGCGACACAGCUCGGUGUGCCAGUGUUGGCAGAGGUUCCACUGCACCCCAGCAUCUCGGCAGGUGGAGACAGCGGGAAACCCGUAGUUACUUCUGCUCCAAACAGCCCUCAGGCGCUAGCGUAUAAGAGUUUGGGAAAGAAGAUUUCAACUGCCCUUAUUUCACUGAGUAACGGUGCAGACACCUAGCAAAGAAACAUUUUGAAGAAAUGUACAUCUGGUCAAAAAGGAAUAUGUUAUUCCUCCUCUAAUAACCUGUGAAUAUGUGUUAGUUAUGGUACAAUAAUUUUGUUGAUUAUUGAAAAACUUGAGAUGAGUGUGUGCUGUGUAUUACAAAAUAUAAUUAUGUAAACUUUUUACUUAAUUACUAUUUUAUUAAACUAAUUUUAUAAA